UCCCAGAGUACGACGUCAACUAGAGAUGGAUAUGCCAGCAUCGCCUGCUCCUGUGGCCUUGUGAACAGUCAGCUGAGUCAGGUAGUUUGUCCAGACGAAUAAAUAGACGUUUUUAGAAAUGGCUGGAGAAGGAGGUUUUGAUAUUAACUUCAAGGAUGAAGUCUCGGCAACAGGGGCUCGGUUGAAGGGUGAACCUGUGCCUAUAGUCCUAACUGGAGAUGAUCACUCAUUCGAACUGGACGAGGCCGCACUCGAGGCCAUCCUGUUUGACCCUAGAGUCAAGGACAAGAAAGCUGUCGUCGUCUCAGUCGCUGGCGCCUUCCGAAAGGGAAAAUCAUUCCUCCUAGACUUCUUCUUGAGAUAUCUAAGUGCAGAGGGUGGUUCAGACUGGCUGGGAGAUGACAAUUCACCCCUAGAAGGUUUCUCGUGGAGGGGUGGGGCAGAGAGGGACACGACAGGCAUCCUCAUGUGGAGUGAGCCCUUCAUCCUAACAUUACCUAAUGGAGAGGAGGUGGCAGUAUUGUUGAUGGACACGCAAGGGGCCUUUGACAGUGAAUCUACAGUGAGAGAUUGUGCUACAGUGUUUGCUCUCAGCACUAUGUUAAGCUCUGUGCAGGUGUAUAACUUAUCCCAAAACAUACAGGAAGAUGAUUUGCAGCAUCUUCAGCUUUUCACAGAAUAUGGCCGCCUUGCUCUGGAGGCCAAUGACAAUGUGUCAAAACCUUUUCAGCAUUUGGAAUUUUUGGUCCGGGACUGGAGCUUUCCUUAUGAGGCCUCUUACGGAAAUGUUGGGGGUCAAAAAAUAUUGGACAGACGUUUACAGAUUUCAGACAAACAGCACCCUGAACUACAGCAGCUAAGACGCCAUAUCCGCUCCUGUUUUGAACAGAUCAGCUGUUUCUUGAUGCCCCAUCCAGGUCUUAAGGUAGCAACCAACCCACACUUUGAUGGCAGAUUAAGAGAUAUUGAGCAAGAUUUUAAGACAGAGUUGCGUUUCCUGGUUCCACACCUGUUGUCCCCAAAGCAUGUGAUCGUGAAGGAGAUCAACGGCCAGGAGGUGACCUGUCAAGAACUCGUGGAGUAUUUCAAGGCCUACGUCAACAUUUACCAGGGGGAAGAACUCCCAGAGCCAAAAUCAAUGUUGCAGGCGACAGCAGAAGCCAACAAUCUGGCAGCAGUGGCCAAUGCCAAAACACUGUAUAACAAACUCAUGGAAGAGGCUUGUGGUGGUGAUAAGCCAUACCUCCACCCUGAGUAUAUGCAGAAAGAGCACCAGAAGAGUAACCAGAAUGCCUUACAGAUGUUCCGCUCGUCCCGGAAGAUGGGCGGCCCCGAGUUCAGCCAGACGUACGAGGAGCGUCUACAGGAGGAGCUGCAGGAGGCCUACGAAAGUUUCCAGAAGCACAAUGAGAGCAAGAACAUUUUCAGCGCCGCUCGUACGCCGGCAGUGUUGUUUACGAUGAUGGUGGUGUCGUACCUGGUGUCAGGUGUGUUUGGCUUUGUGGGGCUGGAGUCGCUGGCUAACCUGGUCAACAUGGUGUUAGGUGUGUUCCUCAUACUGCUUGUGUCCUGGCUAUAUGUGAGGUACAGUGGAGAGUAUCGGGAGCUGGGCCUGCACAUCGACCAGCUGGCAGACACACUUUGGGAAAAGGCUGUUUCUCCUGUAUAUAUGGCGGUCAUACAGCAAGGUGUUCAACACGCAGUGACAUCAACGGCAACACGAUCGUCUGCAACUGCAAAGAAGCGCAACUAAGGCUUGUAAGGAUGGGCAUAUAAUAAACCUGUGUGGAUGUAUCAAUAGCUAAAACAGGAAGAUGCACCUCUGUUUAAGUAAUGGCAGUUGUUUUGCGACUGAUUGUGGCACAUUGCUUAACAUGAUGUGGCUAAUGAACAGAUCGAUUAUGUCAAGGAAAUGUAGGGUGAAUCUCUGAUCUAGAUUUCAGUGAAGAACCUUGUUCUAAAUUUAGUGUGUGUAGAAUAACAAUCUACGGUGAACAAGUUUCGUAGUUAUUUGACAAGAGCAUUGCUUUACUAAUUCAUCUUUACAGUUUUCUGGCUCAGUGGCUCAGUGAAACGGAGGGAAAUUAAGGCUCUUUGAUGAAAAUGGCUCCUGGACCACUUGACACAAAUUUUAGGAGCAUAUUGCAACAUGAUGUUGAAUGAUAUGACUAAUUUACACCAAACAAUUUGCCUUUCAUAAAACAAUAGAAUUUUUUUUGUCUCUAUUGGUUGGAGAGUUACUGUUGCAGAACUAUAUUAGAGGUGCAUCUUCCUCAGGUUGACAAACCACAUCAUCGGUGAAUGUACACUGCCCACAACCAUCUCCAUCCACCUUACCUGUCGUCAGGAAAUUGUAAAUGUUGACAACAUUUAUUUUAGUUGAACUGGUAAGAGUUUUUUUUUGUGUGUGAGUAAGUCAGUAACUGUACAUAUAUACAGGUCAGUUAUGUUUUACUCUGAAAUGAGCCAGAUCAAAGUCUUGUCUUUUUCUGCUGCUCCAAAGAAUCCGUUUGCUGUAAAAUGGGUGAUUAAUGGCUUAGACGACCGAGAUAAAAAGCUAAAAAUUUGUGAUUGAACACAUAAAUUGAUCAGAUCACAUAUGUUUUAAGUAUGAAAUGACAAAUAUCAACAGUUAAAGGGAAACACAAUCAACCUGAUUGGCUUUUGCUUGGAGAUAGGAUUUCCUGGGUGAAAGCCUCAAAACUUGCCCAAUGGCCAUGGGUUGAUAAAUGUACAGUACCUAAAACAUCUAAUCAGAGACGAUUUUGCACUCAUACAUAUUUUGGCAUGAAAAUUUACAGAGACCUGACAGCAGAGUAAGCUCAAGAAUAGAAUAGUUUUGCAACCAAGGCUUUGCACCUGAAGCCCUGAGCAGUGGCGAUGGCUAAGACUCCGAUCUGUCUCCUGCAGGUGAUGGAUUUUACAUCAGAGACAAAUAUCAUCCAAUCAGAUAUCAUCAUCAUCAGUGACCAGACCCAUGUGAAAUAAUUAUCAUGAAUUAUGUAAAUUGCUCUUCAUAGAAGUGACCAAUGGGGAAAUGUAAUGGUUUUUUACCUUAACACUUGAUGUGAAUUGUACAGCUGAUCUGAAGAUAUGUUGAUUAUGACGUGCUUUGAUUCCAAUAUUAUUUCAGGCUUUAUAUUUUCCAAGUUUACAGCUUGGAUUCUGAUGUGUUGAUAUUUUUCUUUGUGUGCCAAUGCAAACUUUCAUAUUUAUGGCUAUUUACUUUGAAUUACUUGUAUGGGAAUACAGCAGUAUAUUAUGCCAAAUAUUCUUUAUUUAUUGUUAAAAGGAGUGAUUAUACCUAUCUUGAUAGUCAUCAAACAAUUCUUUGAGAAUUGGCUGCAUUAUUUGCACCACCCUUGCAUUGUACAGUGUAUUUGUGUUUCCUGUGUUCUGAUAUUGCGGUUGUGUUGAUGAGAAACUGCUAGAGGUUUCACUUUCUUCUCAGAUGGUCACCUGUGUAGCUGACCAUGUUGUCAAGUUUCUCUUGACAACAUUUCUGUUGUCACAUAUCUUCUGAGUGAGUAUUCUGAGUGAGUCAUGUGAUAUCGGCCUGUCAUUUACUGUUGUAGUGAAAGUCAGAAGAAGACACUAUCCUUGUGUACAUGGAAAUGCAUAUAGUUUAUCCUUUCUUUUGAUGAAAUGAGGAAAGUAAUGUUAGUGUUAGUAGGUGCGUUUUAAUGUUGCAUAAGAAAUCUAUGCAGCUUCAUCAAAAGGUGUUUAAUUUGGUUGUUGUUUUCAUCUGUAUUUCUCUUCUCCAUUUCAUAUUAAUCUUUUUAAAGUGUUUUAAAAUCUGGACGGUGUAGAAAAGUAGUCAAACCUGAAUCUUUGGAUAAAUGUGAGGAAUAGAUGACAACUUCCAUUUUUCUCACAUUAUACACAUGAUUGAUCUCACCUGUUAACACACCUGAUACAUUCCUUAAUUGACCUAGGUGUUAGACCACUCUCAUUACACAUCCAAAACAUAGUGACAUCUUCAGGUCUGCCGUAUUGUGUCCCUGAAAAUGAGGUAAUAUGUAUAGCAGAAAGGAUAACCUAGGUGUUGACGAAAAUGUACUGCUCCAAUUGAUUGGCUACUGAAGUGCUAUGUUGAAUUCUUUGUACGUUUGAACUGUAAACAAAAUGACACUCUUUUAGAUAUAGAUGUAAUGCUAGGAAGAUUUGUGGUGGAUUUGUGCUGAAUUAUGCUGUAUGUUUUCUGGCUGUCUACUAUUAAGGAGAUAUUGAGCUGCUUUGCCUGUAAGGUCAUAGGCAUAGGAGGAAAGAUACAGGUCUGUGUAACAGAGCUCAACAGGUAAGCAAACCUAAGUACCCGUACUUUCAGUUUUCAAUUUAUUCAAUAGGUGGUAUUACAUCUGUAUGUAUGUAUUCCUCUUUCCUGUUGUGCUGAAGCUUUAAUUUGUACAUGUAUUAACUAUAGUUACAUAUUGUAAGUCUUGCACAUGUAAUUUAGGAAUUGUGAAGUGAAGAGCUUUGUUAAUCAGGAAUGCGUUUAAUUUUAUGGUUCUGACAAGCAAUUUCAUACAGUGUUUUUUAGUUAUUUUUUUUGUUUCCUUUAAUAAUAGUCAUUAGAAGAAAAAAUUAUCGAAUAUUUAAAGGGCUCAAUAAGUAAAAAAAAUUCUAGCAUACCAAACUCUGCUGAUCAUCUGAAUAGAAAUGUGAAUGUGUGAUUAGGUUUUGUUACUCUUUGUAUAGCCAUGGUUAAUCGCGAAAAGAAGAGCACAUCAAAACGCCACCGUCUCAAUUCGUGGAAAUAAGACAAAUGUAUGGAACUAUAUUUUUAAGUGAGGACCGAAUUUCCUACGUGAUGUUAUGCAAUGAUCCCUUUGAUAUUACCAUAUAUUGUAUAUACUUGUUACUGAACUGUUUGUGUACAGUGUGAUUGAGAUGUAUUGUAAAUAGUGUUUCAUAUCCUUGUACUCGGUGUAAGGGUUUAUUAAUUAUGAAAACAUUCAUAAAGAUGUAGAGUCCCACAUUAAUUGUUCAUUAGUUGAGUUUUGCAUUCUUUGGUGAUAAGCAAUAAGUGCUAAUCUAAUGCUCUGUUGUCGUAGGAUAAAAUCCAGCUUGUUUAAUGACAUACAACCAUGUGAAUCAUGUUGAGCACAAAUAUAUAGAAUGAGCCACCUGCAAAACUGAGAAAAUCCUUCCGAAUAAUUUGUAAGUCCGCAAACAAGCCCUUUAAUUAAAUGUUUGAUCAUGAGAGUAUAGACAGUCCUGUUGAUAGUUUUAUGGGACUCUAUUUGUACAGUGAAGAUUUUAAAAAAGGAUGUAAAGUUCAUGUACUUUUCUUAAUCUCAGUCUGUGAGUACAUUUGACUCCAAUAAUAUUUUUUCUUGAUAAGGAAAGUUUACGAUUACAUUUGUAUCUGAUUCUUUAAAUUGUUGCAAUACUCUCUGUGUUUGGUUAAUGCGGUGUCAGGUUUUUAAAAGUGAACUUUAAUUUACUGUUUAAAUGAUCCAUUAAGUUCAGAUAGCUCCAGUAAUGUAGGUUGUCAUUUGAUUGUUUCAAAACAAAAGUGCAGUUUAUCGCAACACAUCCUAUGUGUACACCAUGGUUUGUGUGUCUGAUAAAUUUACAUCCCAAAUAAAGAAAACUUUGUUAAAAUCAAGCUAGUUGUUAGUCGUACUUUUGUAGAACCAAGCAUUUUAGCAUAUUAUAGCUUUAAAUGCCUUAAUGGAUUUUCAUACCCCUGGUAAAAUUUUGGAGGAUUGCAACUUAAAUCACGGGAUACACGAGCCCGAUAUAAGCCCAUAGAUAUACCGCAAGAUUUGUUUAAGUUAAGUAGUGUUAAGUGGCUUUGAUCCUUUGGGAAAGAUCUCGUCUGGUUGAUGGAUGAGGUCGUAUGAAUUCUGACAUUUCAGAAAAAAGACAUCUCCGUAUGAAAGACCAGAGCUUCUUAGCAGAAAUUUAGGCAUGGAGAGCAUGGAUGUAACAUCUACAUUUUAUUCCUCGUAAUCAUUUAUAUAUGUACUUUAGAAGGGAAAAGUUUGCAUAUUUUGUAUGUCCAUCUGUCAGAUUGUCACGGACAGUGGAAAUAUGCCGGUGUGUCAGGCAGAAAUUGGGUGGCUUUAAGGUUAGAGUUUUUUUUUUCAUUUUUCUGAAACAUACACUAUCCAUGUAUUUUUAAAGUCAAACUGCUACAUGUAGUUUAUAGUAGCUUCGCACAGGAAGAUAACAGAGCGGUCGGACCAUUUUUACACGAUAUCUUUCGAGUGACUUCCCUUGGAUUGUUGGCCGGUGUUGGAUAAUAUUUUUAACCAACGACCACCAAAACCACACUUAAGUUUCAGUCUAAAAUUCAAGCGUAAAUUUUCACUCCGUCCUCCUUGAGGUUCUAUAAAUACCUAUGUGCCGACUAGUUGUGCUAUCACAAUAACCUUAUGCACCUGUUAAGGAUGACAUGCAUCAAUUCCUUACUGACGAACAAGAAGUACGAUUGUUCGAGAUAUUCAAAUCGUUAAUGUGGGACAGACAAAAAGCUCUUUUCUCCAUGGUGUGUCCGAAUAAAAAAGGCAUAAAUAUUCGUUUUGCAACCAGAGCGCGUGGGUUUGUAGAUAUUUGUGCUUUUGUUGAACAGUGGUUUCUAAUUAGCCAGAGCUAAGCUUCUAAAUACUUGUACUAAUACCCGACAUCGAAGAUCUUGUAAACAUGUACAUCACAAAAAGUGCGUUUAAUUACACUCUUUUACUAAAGACAACCGACGUUAAACCUCAAGCAUACAUAUACAUAUAUUAAAAACGUGUAACGUCAGUCGUAUACAAGAUUGUCGGAAUUAACUGCAUGACAAUUGUUAAUCCACCAGGUAUAGGUACCAGGCCCCGAUAUGUUUGAUGAUUUUAUCAUUUUUUAGCUCGGCGAUUAGAAGUAAGGCCUUGUGUCGGUGUCUGUAUCCGAUUACACACAUCACAAUAGCCCUCUUUGUUUACCCUGGGUUGGUUCUGUACAAUGUAUCUGGUUGGAUUUAUUAUAGUUUGUAUGUAUGCUUGGAUUUUCACGUCAUACUUAAAAUGCAUAUAGGGAAAUAGAAUGGGAUACAUUGUGACAUCUAUAGUUUUAAUGUCGUUAUAUAAGUCUCUCAUCAAUAUUAAGACAUACCCUAAACCUUCCAUUCCCAAUUUACUCCGCGGAUGUAAGUGCGUGCGUGACACACAUAUUUGAAGUACAUUAUUUACCUCCCAAAGACCGUUGGUUUAUGCCAGGCAAUCC
This is a messenger RNA of Liolophura sinensis, 7209 nucleotides long. RefSeq names its product atlastin-2-like. The transcript is spliced from 14 exons. The coding region runs from base 119 to 1753 and encodes 544 amino acids. Lineage: Eukaryota; Metazoa; Mollusca; Polyplacophora; Chitonida; Chitonidae. The record is from RefSeq and is a predicted model, not a curated record. Gene Ontology annotation, molecular function: GTP binding; GTPase activity.